UUAGUAACGCGAUAUAAUAAUACUCAAACUUAUUAAUUUACCUGAUAUACCAAUAAUAAAAGUAUUUGCAGCAACCUGUAGUAAAAUUAUAAGAUUGAACGUUCUUUCAAAUUCAUUAGCUAACUUUAUCAAACCAAAGACCGACAGUAUACUAGUCGCAAUUAAGCUGAGUGCAUCUACUGUGUCAGUAAUAAGACCACAGUUUCCUUUUGUAAUUAGGUCGUCAAUGAAGAUUAUUAUAACUAAACAC
Cotesia congregata is the source of this 250-nucleotide messenger RNA. NCBI's taxonomy places the organism in Eukaryota, Metazoa, Arthropoda, Insecta, Hymenoptera, Braconidae. The record is from the annotation of a GenBank genome assembly.